AUGUCAUUGGUAAUACUAAAGAGGUUUAACUCUAGUAAACCGAUAGCAGACAAAAAACAACAAGCAGCCCAACUAGCUGCACAAUCAAUAAAAGAUAUAGGUUCAAUUUUCUCAUCAUCAUCUUCAAAUGAUGAUCCAUCUACACAACCAAUAGAUACAAAACCAAUUUAUGAAAAUCCACAAUUAUUCCCAUCAUUAAGUUUAUUACAUCAAGGACAAGUUAUAAAAGAACUACAAAAUAAAUAUGAUAAAAAAUGGCAUAAUUUAACUCAAAAGGAUAAACUUUUAGGAUAUUUUAUAUCUUAUGGAAAUUGGGGAGUUCGUGAAAAUUUUAAUAAUUGGAAUGAUCAAACUGCUCCAUUAGAUUUACCAUUUCAUAUUCCUUCAAAUAUUAAAACCAUUUCUCCAUCACCCACCGACAUUAUCAGAAAAUUAAAUCCAGAAUUAAAAUUAAGUGAAACACCAAUUCGAAUAAAUCAAUUUAAUUAUAAAAAAAUGGAUCCUGCUACAAAAUUUAUAAUCUAUAUAAUAAUUUUUAUUAGUUUAUUUGCAAUUUAUAGAGAUAAGGCUAUUGGUGAAGCAGGAAAACCGAAAGAAGUUGUUAUAGAAGAUAAAUAUGAAAUUGAAAGACAAGCCAAAUUAAAACAAUUAGAACUUGAAUUACUUCUUGCAAAGGAAGAAGAAAUAAGAAAAGAGAAGGAGAAACAGAGAAGAAAAUGGUAUUAUCUUUGGUUGAAAUAG
Lodderomyces pseudojiufengensis is the source of this 741-nucleotide messenger RNA. RefSeq lists its product as uncharacterized. NCBI's taxonomy places the organism in Eukaryota, Fungi, Ascomycota, Pichiomycetes, Serinales, Debaryomycetaceae. Gene Ontology annotation, biological process: mitochondrial electron transport, cytochrome c to oxygen. Bases 1 to 741 code for a protein of 246 amino acids. The transcript has a single exon. The record is from RefSeq and is a predicted model, not a curated record.